Hirsutella rhossiliensis is the source of this 1272-nucleotide messenger RNA. Its product is annotated as PAPA-1-like domain-containing protein. Gene Ontology annotation, biological process: chromatin remodeling. Lineage: Eukaryota; Fungi; Ascomycota; Sordariomycetes; Hypocreales; Ophiocordycipitaceae. Gene Ontology annotation, cellular component: Ino80 complex. Bases 1 to 1272 code for a protein of 423 amino acids. The record is from RefSeq and is a predicted model, not a curated record. The transcript has 3 exons.
AUGGCUUCGCGACCGCGCCGUUCCGCCGCCACAAGGGCGAGCGAGUCCAUCUCUGUUCAUGCCAAAUGGGCUGACGCCAGCGACAAGACCGACCGUACCAUUAUGGCUUCGCGAAGAUCGGGCCGCGCCCCCGGCCCCUCGGCUCUGCGUGACCCGCCUUCUUCGCCCAGCGACUCGCACAUCAGCGUCAACGUCAAGACGUUGUCGUCGUCGUCGUCAAAGUCGCGCCAGGCUGCGCGAGCCACCGCCGCCGCCCGUCGCAGCGACCGCUUCGGCGGUGGUGAGAUUGUCACGGGCACCCGGAACCGCGGAGGUAGGAAAAACUACGUGAUAGAUUCAAGCCCCGACGACGAUGAGGAGGAAGAAGACGAGGCCGAGAUUGACGACGGCGAUGACGAUGACAUGGAGGACGACGACGACCUUGGUGAUGAAGACGCCGAAGGCGAGGACAUGGAUGUCGAUGCAGAGGGCGAUGUCGACGCCGAAGGUGACGAGGACGCAGAAGGUGACAUUGACAUGGAUGCCUCCGUGGCUCCCACCGCACCUACCAUCCGGGUUUCCCAGCCCUCCACAUCGAGGUCGGCUGCUAGGGCCGCUGCCUCUAAGAUUGCUGCCGAGGAGGAUGAUGACGACGAUGACGACGAUGACGACGACGACCUCAGCGAUCCUGGUGAAAGCGACCUGGGCGACCAAACGCUAGGCCUCGGAGACGAGACAAUGGCCGACGAGGAGGCCGACGAAGAUGCCGAGGGCGAGGAGAUUGAAGUGGCCGCAGAGGAGGACGCGGACGGAGACGCGGACGCGGCUGACCCCGGCAGCGACGACGGCAGCAGGGCUGGCUCACCCGACCUAACCAAGAUGACCAAGCGCCAGCGGGCCCGCUUCGAGGAGGAACCUCAAGAGUACAUGAAGCUAUCGGAUGAGGUCCAGGUUAAGAAGCACUUUACGGCCGAAGAGCUGUCGAUGCGUCGGCAGGAAAUGGCUCGCCGGCGACGCAACCUCAGCGAGAAGCGGACCGAAGAAGUCAAGAUGGAAACCAUCAACAAGCUGCUCAAGAAGCAGGCCCCUAAGACGAACCGCAAGGGCGGGGCGCGCGCCUCGACGCCCGACGACGACGAGCACAGGCCCAGCCCCAUCUUUGUCCGUUGGGUCAACACCAAGGCCGGCAGCCGGGUGUCGGUGCCCCAGGAAGUGCUAUCGGGGCCCGCGGGCAGUGUCUACGCCAAGGGCGGCGGCCUGGGCCUGGGCAAAAUGGUGCAAGAGGUUGCCUAG